AUGACAACCGCGGUGCCCCUCGAGAAUGCUACAUUCAUUCGCCCCCAUGCAUUUUACAUCAGUGGAUUGCAAAACAUGCCACAUUCAAAGUAUUACUAUAUGUUUUUGUGUUUUGUAUACGUUGUGACUAUUUUAGGGAAUUCUUUUAUAAUGGGCACUAUAUACCUGGCACGUACUCUGCACACAGCUAAGUACAUAGCUGUCUUUAACUUGGCCUUGUCUGAUAUGUGUGGAAGCUCUGCUCUUAUUCCCAAGUAUGUAGACUUGUUUCUGCCUGAGAACCAGUACAUAUCUUUUGAAGACUGUCUGGCAAGCAUGUUUUUUGUUUUUCUCUUCAUGAGCCUGCAGUCCUUUACUCUGCUUGCUUUAUGCUUUGACAGAGUAAUUGCUAUAUGUUUUCCUCUGAGGUAUCAUGCUAUUGUCACCAAAACCACAAUGACUCUGAUCAUUGGUGUUAUGUGGCUUUUCGCUGUAUUUAUUAUUACCAUUCUUGUAUCUCUGGUUACCAGAUUGUCCUUCUGUGCAUCUACAACAGUUGGCAGUUAUUUCUGUGAUCAUGGCCCUGUCAUCAAACUAUCCUGUAAUGAUAAUACUCCUAAUUACAUGAUGGCCGAUACCUAUAUUAUUUUAGUUCUUUGCAUUCCAUUAGCGCUCAUAGCUUUCUCAUAUGUUUGUAUUGGUGUUGCAUUGCUUAAGAUCUCACAUGGUGCUGAACGAAUGAAAGCUAUGAAAACUUGCACUUCCCAUCUAAUUUUAGUAGGCAUGUUUUAUGUACCAAUCUUUAGCAUUUAUAUGUUGACUCUUACAACAACUGUACAUACAAAUACUAGAAUAUUCAACUCAGUCUUAGCACAAGCAAUACCACCCAUGUUAAACCCCAUCAUAUAUACUCUGAAGACAGAGGAGGUAUUGCAGUCUAUUAAAGUACUCUACAAACGAAUCAAGGUGAACUUUGCAAUAGAAGAUCCUGUGAAAAGCAUAGCAAAGAAUUAA
This is a messenger RNA of Colossoma macropomum (tambaqui), 993 nucleotides long. Its product is annotated as olfactory receptor 1468-like. Lineage: Eukaryota; Metazoa; Chordata; Actinopteri; Characiformes; Serrasalmidae. Bases 1 to 993 code for a protein of 330 amino acids. Gene Ontology annotation, biological process: G protein-coupled receptor signaling pathway. The transcript has a single exon. The record is from RefSeq and is a predicted model, not a curated record. Gene Ontology annotation, molecular function: G protein-coupled receptor activity; olfactory receptor activity. Gene Ontology annotation, cellular component: membrane.